Molecule: messenger RNA, 728 nt
Organism: Pteronotus mesoamericanus
Lineage: Eukaryota; Metazoa; Chordata; Mammalia; Chiroptera; Mormoopidae
Gene: GRAP
Product: GRB2 related adaptor protein
Exons: 5
Coding region: 75-728 (217 amino acids)
Biological process (GO): regulation of MAPK cascade; signal transduction
Cellular component (GO): COP9 signalosome; nucleoplasm; cytoplasm
Molecular function (GO): epidermal growth factor receptor binding; phosphotyrosine residue binding
Source: RefSeq, a predicted model, not a curated record
AGUCCUCGACUGCAGAGGAAGCAGGAAGCCGCCAGUCCUCCCUGAGCCCAGCGGCUGGGACUCCGGGCCGCGGCAUGGAGUCGGUGGCCCUGUACAGCUUCCAGGCCACGGAGAGCGACGAGCUGGCCUUCAACAAGGGGGACACACUCAAGAUCCUGAACAUGGAAGACGACCAGAACUGGUACAAGGCUGAGCUCCGGGGCGCCGAGGGGUUCAUCCCCAAGAACUACAUCCGCGUCAAGCCCCACCCGUGGUACUCGGGCAGGAUUUCCCGGCAGCUGGCCGAAGAGAUUCUGAUGAAGCGGAACUUCCUGGGAGCCUUUCUGAUCCGGGAGAGCGAGAGCUCCCCGGGGGAGUUCUCCAUCUCUGUGAACUACGGGGACCAGGUGCAGCACUUCAAGGUGCUGCGCGAGGCCUCUGGGAAGUACUUCCUGUGGGAGGAGAAGUUCAAUUCCCUCAAUGAGCUGGUCGACUUCUACCACACCACCACCAUCGCCAAGAAGCGGCAGGUCUUCCUGCGGGACGAGGAGCCCCAACUCAAGUCCACCCAGGCCUGCUUUGCCCAGGCGCAGUUUGACUUCUCGGCGCAGGACUCCUCGCAGCUCAGCUUCCGCCGCGGUGACAUCAUCGAGGUCCUGGAGCACCUGGACCCCCACUGGUGGCGAGGCCGCUUCUGCGGGCAUGUAGGCUUCUUCCCGCGGAGCUACGUCCAGCCUGUGCACCUCUGA